Messenger RNA from Fonticula alba, 1400 nucleotides. RefSeq lists its product as hypothetical. The transcript is spliced from 4 exons. Lineage: Eukaryota; Rotosphaerida; Fonticulaceae. Gene Ontology annotation, cellular component: cytoplasm. Bases 112 to 1140 code for a protein of 342 amino acids. The record is from RefSeq and is a predicted model, not a curated record. Gene Ontology annotation, biological process: protein transport.
CGGGGCCAGGCUGCUGAGACCCCAUCCUGCUUGCAUCUGGCACCCCCUCCCCUCCCCUCUGUGGCCUGCGCGCCCUGUCUCUGCUCUCCCGCCUUUCAUACACUUCCCAGCAUGUUCCGUGCUUUUGCCGCCGCCUUCUUCCACGAUGGCAGCUCCAUCCGCCUGACCGUCGACAAGCCGUACUACGUCUCUGGCGAGACCAUCCAGGGCACCGCUGAGCUCGAUGCUCGCAGCUUCCUCCAUACCCAUACCAUCAGCAUUCGCUGGCACGGCUAUGAGCGGAGCUUCAUCCGUGAGAUGUCGGGCACCGUGAACUCGGAGCACCCGAGGUCCCUGCUCCGCAAUGAGAUCCAGAUCGGCAACCACUACUACCGGCUGCACAGCAGCCGCCACUCCUUCUUCGACCAGACCAUCGUCAUCGCCCACCCGUCCGGCGGUCUGCAGCCGGGCCUCCAUGUGUUCCCCUUCACCUUCACCCUGCCCCAGGGUCUGCCUGGUGUCUUCUUCACUCGCGGUACCGGCAGCUUCGAGGAGCGCUACAGCGCGGCCAUCUCCUACGAGGCCAUCGUCACCGCCGAGGGCAACCACCCCCGUUUCCAGGACACCAGCAGCAUCAUCAUCAACGAAAACAUCGUCCGCCAGAUUGCCCCGGUCAAUGUCAAGGUCGACAAGAGCUUCAUCUUCAGCUCCAAGCGCCUCUACAUGGACGCCACUCUGCCGAAGUCGGUCUACUCCCCGGGCGAGACCCUCAGCGCCGUGGUCAAGGUCAACAACGAGUCCAAGCGCCGCGUCGACAAGCUGAAGGUCAUCCUCUUCCGCACUGUGACCAUUUGCGCCGGGUCCGCGCGCAAGACCAUCACCACCGAGAUCUACCGCAAUGUCUUCAACACCCCGAUCGAGCCGGCCAGCACGGCCUCCGCCGACCUCACCUUCACCGUCCCGGAGAGCGUCCAGGGCACUGCUUCCGGCAACCUGAUCACCUCGAACUACACCAUCACGGUCGAGUGUGACAUCAAGAUGGCCUUCGACCUGGUGGCCCGUGUCCCGGUGGCCAUUGCCCUGCUGCCGAUUCCCUCGGCCACUGCCCCUCCGGACUACAGCUAUGUCUACAGCGGCAUGGCCGAUGCCACCUGGGAGUAGAGGCACACACGCGUAUGGGCCCACAUUCGUUGAGUGAACUUCCCCCCCCCCCCUCCCCUCCGCUCGCGGCCCAUCCGCGCUCGGUAUGAUGGUGGCGGCCGGCAGGGGGAGGGAGUAGUACGCGGAGGUGCCGCAACGCGCGCACAUUUUCUUUCCCCCAGUUGCCACCGUGUGUGCCGGUGCAGCGCCGCCCGUGUGUGGGCGGGGGGUUGUGUGUCCAUCACCACUCUCUCUUCUCCGCGCGGGGGGGGGGGGGGGGG